Messenger RNA from Ostertagia ostertagi, 531 nucleotides. Lineage: Eukaryota; Metazoa; Nematoda; Chromadorea; Rhabditida; Trichostrongylidae. The record is from the annotation of a GenBank genome assembly.
AUGUUUCAGAUGAAAUACACAGCUGCCCUGAUUCUGGCCGUUAUUCUCGGCAGCCAGGGGUGUGAACGAUCUCAAGUGAUGUAUACGGUGGAUAAAGGAAUUGGAUCGACUAUACCAAACCCUGAAGUGAAGAAGGCUAUCGAGGAAGUCAAGAAAGCGUUCGAGAACGCUGGCUUGUCGCAAAAGAUAAAUCCAUUCCACAUUGGGAACCUUCCACGCAACGAAACAUACCAACUUAACCUUGAGAUUCUAAUCGAGAAGAAAGGCAACGAAACCGUUAUUUUGAAACAUGUGUCGAAAUUUCUCAAAAAAGGAAAAGCAGCAACCGUCCAUGCUAAUUAUAGAGUCACGAUGGACAAACAGAACAAACCCGUAAUCAAACUCGUCCAUGAUACUGUAUUCGAAAAGGCUCACAAGCUUUGCGUGCCAUCGUUGCAUCCCAAGAAACAAAAAGCAAGAUCACCAUAUAUUCGGCACUACUACAAAACAUUGGAUCAUCUUCUUCAACUCCAAGCAAAAACAUUGGGUUAA